This is a messenger RNA of Loxodonta africana (African savanna elephant), 2690 nucleotides long. RefSeq names its product eukaryotic translation initiation factor 5 (gene EIF5). Bases 400 to 1692 code for a protein of 430 amino acids. Gene Ontology annotation, molecular function: GDP-dissociation inhibitor activity; translation initiation factor activity; eukaryotic initiation factor eIF2 binding. The record is from RefSeq and is a predicted model, not a curated record. Lineage: Eukaryota; Metazoa; Chordata; Mammalia; Proboscidea; Elephantidae. Gene Ontology annotation, cellular component: cytosol. The transcript has 11 exons. Gene Ontology annotation, biological process: translational initiation; formation of cytoplasmic translation initiation complex; formation of translation preinitiation complex.
UCGCCAGCUCCGGCGCUGACGGGUGUGGACCCCGGACGUCGCUGGGACUCCUCCCGCGCUCGGCGGCGGCACCGGCCCGUCCGCUCCCCUCCCGCCUCCGCCUCCGCUUCGGACCCCGGUGACCACGCGCCGCACUUCAUCCCAGUCCCGGGCGAGCAGCGUUGGGUUUAUGUCUUUAUUUGACGAAAACGAGCUGUUGCGCAGCCACUGGUACCUGUAUUGGGGAAACAUAGCAUACAAGCAAGAAGCUUACAGCCUCAGUGGCGAAAAUUUUUUCAUGUCAGAGACCGAGAACUCUUGCAGUCGUUUAUGUCAUCCCUUCUUCUCCAGACAGAAGAUACCAAAAAGUUGCAAUCAAAGAUCUCUUCAUCUUAUUGAUAAAGCCACUAAUAAGCCAAAAUGUCUGUCAACGUCAACCGCAGCGUGUCAGACCAGUUCUAUCGCUACAAGAUGCCCCGUCUGAUUGCCAAGGUUGAGGGCAAAGGAAAUGGAAUCAAGACAGUUAUAGUCAACAUGGUUGACGUUGCAAAGGCGCUUAAUCGGCCUCCAACGUAUCCCACCAAAUAUUUUGGUUGUGAGCUGGGAGCACAGACCCAGUUUGAUGUUAAGAAUGACCGUUACAUUGUCAAUGGAUCUCAUGAGGCGAAUAAGCUGCAAGACAUGUUGGAUGGAUUCAUCAAAAAAUUUGUUCUCUGUCCCGAGUGUGAGAAUCCUGAAACAGAUCUGCAUGUCAAUCCAAAGAAGCAAACAAUAGGUAAUUCUUGUAAAGCCUGUGGCUAUCGAGGCAUGCUGGACACACACCAUAAACUGUGCACGUUCAUUCUCAAAAACCCACCUGAGAAUAGUGACAGUGGUACAGGAAAGAAAGAAAAGGAAAAGAAAAACAGAAAGGGCAAAGACAAGGAAAAUGGCUCCAUGUCAAGCAGUGAGACACCACCACCCCCACCUCCGAAUGAAAUCAGUCCUCCUCCCCAUGCUGUGGAGGAGGAGGAGGAUGAUGAUUGGGGUGAGGAUACAACCGAGGAAGCUCAGAGACGCAGAAUGGAUGAAAUCAGUGACCAUGCGAAAGUUCUGACCCUCAGCGAUGACUUGGAGAGGACUGUUGAAGAGCGCGUCAAUAUCCUGUUUGAUUUCGUUAAGAAGAAGAAAGAUGAGGGUGUUAUCGAUUCGUCUGACAAAGAGAUUGUUGCUGAAGCAGAAAGGCUGGAUGUCAAAGCCAUGGGCCCUCUUGUUUUGACUGAAGUUCUUUUUAAUGAGAAGAUUAGGGAACAAAUCAAGAAAUACAGGCGCCAUUUCCUACGAUUUUGUCACAACAACAAAAAAGCUCAGCGGUACCUUCUUCAUGGUUUGGAGUGUGUGGUGGCAAUGCAUCAAGCUCAGCUCAUUUCCAAGAUUCCACAUAUUUUGAAGGAGAUGUAUGAUGCAGACCUUUUGGAGGAGGAGGUUAUCAUCAGCUGGUCAGAAAAGGCCUCUAAGAAGUAUGUCUCAAAAGAACUUGCCAAAGAGAUUCGUGUCAAAGCAGAGCCGUUUAUAAAAUGGUUGAAGGAGGCAGAGGAGGAAUCUUCUGGUGGUGAAGAAGAAGACGAAGAUGAGAAUAUUGAGGUGGUGUAUUCAAAGACUGCCAGUGUUCCUAAGGUUGAAACUGUGAAGUCUGACAACAAGGAUGACGACAUUGAUAUUGAUGCCAUUUAAAGUGAUGGAUGCAACCUAGCUUAACAGUGUAAUGCUGCAAAAUUUUCUGCAUUAUCAGCCAGAAGUGCAACAUGUAUGUGCCAAAGCUGCAAUGGCUUAACAUCAUGCUACACUUUAUACUAAAAACGUUAUACUGUGAGUGGUCUGUAAUUAGCCCAAUGUGACAUCUAAGGAGUCCAUACACAUCCAGGAGCAGAUGUAGUUUGCUUAUUUAUAGCAUGUUUCUUCCUGAAAAUCUAAUGGUGGACCCAUUUGGAUCAUCACAUUUAUACAGUUAUAAAAAUAAAGAUUUGUUUUUGGUCAUUCUUCAGAUUUUUGGCUCUGAAUGACUUAAGCUGAAAUAAUUGGCUCCUUUUUAAAAUGUUGCACCAUCGUUUAACCUGAAAGGAUUUUUGGAGCCUAUUAGAUGUUGUUAGGUGCUGAGACUAGAAAGAACUCAUCAGCAGAAUGUAAACCUAAAUUUAUUUGUAAGUAAAUCAUCUUAUUCAGCUAUUAAGAAAUUUAGUACCUUUAAGUUUUCUCUGGUCUCUCAAGUUGGAAUCUGGUACAUUGUUCCCACGCUGAGGGGGACUGAUAAUCAAAGGACAGUGCAGCGCCAUCUUUAUUUUACUAAGAGGUAAAAAUGACCCGAGUGUCCUAUAAAUAACUGUAAGAGUAGGUUUGAAACUUGAGUUGUGGUUCUUUUUUGUUUCAGUUCGUGUACACUUGCCCCAAAUUUUAGUCUUUGAAGUCAUGUGCAUUGCAUGUUGGAUGAGCCGGGGAAAUGAUCACAUUAACAAAUAAGCAUUUUGUUUGUGUAGCUGUUGCUUCGUACUGAGAAAGAAAAUCAGACUUUGGAGUGUGAUUAAAUAGCAAGCUCUACGAUAUUAUUUGGGGAAGCUGAAAAAGGUGCACUUAAUAUCUGACAAAACCAGUAUAAUUUUUUUCAGGUUUUGCCAUUAUGGUUUAGAUUACAAUUUCAAACUAUUUAGGCAUAACGGUAUCUUGUUGAGUGUGUU